Messenger RNA from Platichthys flesus (European flounder), 3272 nucleotides. It is a transcript of the gene prxl2c, whose product is annotated as peroxiredoxin like 2C. Bases 112 to 789 code for a protein of 225 amino acids. NCBI's taxonomy places the organism in Eukaryota, Metazoa, Chordata, Actinopteri, Pleuronectiformes, Pleuronectidae. The record is from RefSeq and is a predicted model, not a curated record. The transcript is spliced from 6 exons.
CAGUCAGCACAUGGGCGUGUGUUUCCGCCACGGUAGUAGCUCCUGCGGGAAGCUCGGCAGCUCCCAGAAAUAGUGUAGACCAAAGAAUCCAGGAAGCCUGAGAGCAGAAACAUGGCUGAAGAAGUGUCACCAGUAACUCGACAAGUAACUAAAGGAAACGUGGAAACAUGGAGCCAGUGUGUCGAUGUCCGUCUGGAAGAAGUGGAGGAUUGUUUAGUUUACGACCGACACGGAGUCUCUGCUCCUUUCAAGAAGUUAUACCAGGACAGGAGGGCGGUCAUAAUAUUCCUGCGGAAUUUCCUGUGCUACAGCUGUAAAGAAUACGUGGACGAUUUGAGCAAAAUACCAAGAGAAGCACUUGAGGAUGCUGGUAUUAGGCUGAUUGUGAUUGGUCAGUCUGCUCAUCACCAUAUAGAGCCGUUCUGCUCGUUGACAGGCUAUCCUUAUGAAAUAUAUGUGGACCCACAGAGGUGCAUUUAUCAAAAGCUUGGGAUGAAGAGAGAGCAGAUAUUUACCAACACAGCAACUCCUAGUCCCCAUGUGAAGUCUGGUGUUUUUCUGGGCCAGAUGAAGAGUAUAUGGAGAGCCAUGACCAGCCCUCUAUUCGACUUUCAGGGUGACCUACAUCAGCAAGGUGGAGCCAUCAUUGCAGGACCAGGCUCUCAAGUCCAUUUUUCCCAUUUUGACAUGAACCACCUGGACCACAUGCCCAUCACCUGGCUGCUGCAGCUGGCCGGAGUUCAACAGACUCUGGACUUCAGCGAUAAGCCAAAGAUCCUCCAUGUAUAGUCAGGUGGCCGCCCGAGUGGGUGCUGUGCCACCACAUCACUGUUAUUAUCACACAGGGGGACACACGCUGCUUGUUUAGUUACAUCAUCUUUGCACACUGGCAUAUUGAACUAGAAGAGCUUGAGCAGUAUCAUUCUCAGUAACAGGUAUUUGUGUCCCAGUGAUUCUGAGUAAAGUGUUUAUCAUUCCUCUGCGAGGUCAUGAGGUCACAAUCCUGAAUAGAUCUGUUUAUUUAAUGUAUUUCUUUAACCAGGUAAUUGAGCUACAUUAUCUUUUUUAUUUACAAGAGAGACUUGGAAAAGUGGAAAUUUAACUGAGUAACAUAAAAACACACACCACACAAACCCACAUUAUAACACAACAGAAGAAGACCUGAAAGACAUGACAGUUUAUGUUGUGUUAAAGGAAAGGGCAAUAAAAUAAUAUUUAUAAAAAUAGCAAUAUAAGUUUCAUCAAUAGCGAAAUAACCAAAGUCCAAUAUACAUAUAUUAUAUUGCUUAGGCAUUGUGGAAGCACAGCUCAUAAAGAUAAAAGUUUCAAACCACAACCAUCACGCAGGAGUAAAAACAAGUCUUAACUUUAAUAGUGGUUUUGGUAGACCAAAUAAAAAUAACUCAAGGUCUCCUAACUGGCUUUUUGCAGAAUUUACAUCUUUUGGGCUGAUGAACUGAGAAUGUUACAAAGUGACCUGAGGAAACUCAUUUUGCUACUGAAAACUAUGGGAUGGGAUCAGGCAUGUGCACAGAUAGACCCCUCAAGCACUGGCCCUUUUGCCCUGGAUGAAAAAAGUGCCCUUCUGCUGGAGCCCAAUUGUUUCUUCAUUCAUCAAUAUUUAAGAAUAGAAAUCAAUCUCUCUGUCAUCAAUUGAUGAUUGCUAGUUGUACAUCAAAUUGCUCUUGAAGGAUAUUAACAAUUUUCUUUUAUGGACAACUUUUGUUAACCACAAUCUGCACAAACCAAGCUAAAGCAGCAGAGGAACCCAGCAGCCAGCAGGGGGCAGCCUCAGGACAUCACUGGAAAAAAUGUAGAAAAAAAAGGUUAGGGUUAGGGCAAUUCCUGCGCAGUUCGCUUCUGCGCAGGAUGUGCGCAAUGGGCUUCUGCGCAGGAUGUGCGCCCCUGUCACUGGUUAUCUUGGCUCGCUGUCUGACCGAUAACCAGACAUCCGGACCGCUCCGUGAACAAGGAGGAGGAGAUGUUUCUUUACUUGGAAUGCGGCAACUUUAUUUCUCGGAUAUACAGCAGGAGCAACACUCGCAUCCCCUCUAGGUGGUCCAUCAGUUCUCGUUAUACACACACUUUUAGCGUUUUUUCACCACAAUACCCUGGUGCACUAAGUCGCACACUACAAACUUUCCUUAAAGGGGCAGGCCCUACCUGCAACACAACAGCUCUCUGUCUCAUAUACAGAUGGCAAGAGAAUGCAGAGAGGGAUUUUUACACACUGUCUGAUAAAGAUUCCGACAGUAAAGGCAAGGGGUAGUGAUGGAUAAGGGUUUCUUUAACAAGUUAAAUCUUUCAUUCUCACUGUCCAGCUGUUUACUGACGUUUGUCAUGUUUAAUGAAGAGAGAGAGGGAGAGGGAUACAGACAGACAGACAGACAGACAGACAGACAGACAGGCAGGCAGGCAGGCAGGCUGGCAGGCAGGCAGGCAGACAGACAGACAGAUAAUUUAAAGGCAGUUCACUAGUUUUGUUUGAUAUAAAAUCGUAAUUAUUGAAAUGAAAGGUAAGUCUUAAGUUGAGCUACAUGACAGUUUGGUGAGGUAUAUUGUGGUAUAUUACUUAUGUAAUGCUGCUUAUGCUUCAACUCUGUCAGAAAACAGUAAAAAAAAUGUGUGUGUACUGUGUUGUCAGCUUUAUAGAGAUUAUGCCAGUCACUCUUGAUAAUUAUGCACAACAUUGAUUUAUCUCAUUUACAAAAUUUGCAGCAUAAUGCCAAGAGAAGAGAGACUCCAAAAGCAGAAGGACAGGGAACUGCAGCAAGCAGCUCAGGCCAUCAACUUGUAAAACAGAUGAGGGAGAAUCAGUAACCCUACCUGGUCCAGAGGAGCCCAUCACAUCACUAACCCUAACAUCAACAUAUUAUUUGGUUAUUCAAUAUUACCUUGUUUUGUCUGUUUUUGCCUGUUAUUCAUUAUUUAUUCAAAUUGAUAAUUUAAGUUAGUUUGUUAACAAAAAUAAAUAUAUAAGUUGACCUGGCGUGCCUGGAUGGGAUUAAAAAGCUUGUAAAUUAUCCUUGGGGUGAUUUGUUUUUUCGGUCUUUCUUGCUUAAAUAACACGGGUGAGUUUAUAAGUGAGAUACACGUGCACGACUGUUGUCAUGUAGGAAUACACCUAAUGCUAUGUCUCUUGUUUUGUAAUACUGUUGGCACAUUGGUGACCUAGAUAUUAGGCCUUGUCGCACCCCUUCAUUUUUACAGCCACUGUCUUCAUUUGCUCGGUAUUUAUUACACUGUUAAUAAAGUUGAACUGCCACACCCAA